Messenger RNA from Penicillium argentinense, 1155 nucleotides. Its product is annotated as tyrosinase family protein. The transcript has 5 exons. NCBI's taxonomy places the organism in Eukaryota, Fungi, Ascomycota, Eurotiomycetes, Eurotiales, Aspergillaceae. Bases 1 to 1155 code for a protein of 384 amino acids. Gene Ontology annotation, molecular function: oxidoreductase activity. The record is from RefSeq and is a predicted model, not a curated record.
AUGUUGAAAUGGGAGUGGACAUUGGAAAUUUCCCGCCGGUGCAUGUUUGGUUUGCGAGAUUUUUUUGGGAUCGUCAUGAUUUGGUUCAAGUAUUUGCUUCUCAUUGCCUUUGGAGAAGUGGUUGUCGCCUCUCUGAGACAUUAUGGCCAGUGCCGGCCUGAGGAGACGACGGUACGCAAAGAAUGGGGGGAAAUGUUACCCGCCGAGCGAACCAGCUACAUCAAGGCUAUCAAGUGCUUGACAAAAAAGCCUCCGAGACUUUCGACUGCCGAGUAUCCUGGCGUCCGCAGCCGAUUCGAUGACUUUGCCGCCACCCAUAUCAACCAAACCCUGAAAGUGCACUAUAGUGGACUGUUCUUGCCCUGGCAUCGCCGCUUCGUAUGGCUGUGGGAGCAGGCACUCCGAGAUGAGUGUGGAUACAUUGGAUACCAACCAUACUGGAACUGGCCUCUGUGGGCCGAUGAUCUCGAGAACAGCCCUCUUUUUGACUGCAGCGAGACGAGCCUCUCAGGCAAUGGAAAAUUCAAUCCCGAUGAACAGCCGCUCACAGCGGGCAAUAUCACCAUUCCAAGAGGAUCCGGCGGAGGAUGUGUGCCUCAAGGCUGCGGGGCCUUUGGAGAGGGCGAUUUCGAAGUCCACCUGGGCCCCUUCUCUCGCCAAAUCACCUCGUACACAGAAAUCCCCGAGCCCCGAUUCGCCUACAACCCACGAUGCCUCAUCCGCAGUCUCAACAACGUCGUUGCCGAGGAUUAUACCAACACCACGCUCAUCAACGCCCUCAUGGCAUCCAAGGAUAUCGUCCAAUUCCAGACCGUCAUGGACCACUGGCCGGCCAGGCCGGAGGGCGUCCUCGGCCCGCACGGCGGAGGCCAUUUCAGCCUCGGCGACUCGAUGCAGGACCUGUUCGCGUCCCCGCAAGACCCAGCCUUUAUGCUGCACCACUGCAUGAUCGAUCGGUUGUGGGCGAAGUGGCAAGACGGCGACGAGCGGACCCGGAGAUAUGCGAUUAAUGGCACGUCGACCAUCUUGAAUCCGCCGUGGGCCCACAACGUUACGCUGGACACACUGAUGGAUUUUGGGGCCUUGGAUCGUCCGCGAAGGAUUGGUGAAGUCAUGAGCCCCACCGGCAGGGGACUCUGUUAUACAUACACUUGA